GGUCAAUCAGCUGAAACGCCUUCGAAACGCAUUCCGCUCGAGUCGCCAGCUUGAGCCUUGAGCUCUGAGUAUGGCGUCGAACUUGGAGGCCAUAGAUGAACUUACGUCCCGACCAUCUACCGUUCAGUUCCUGAGGGAGGAGUACCGUGAGUCCUAUCCUUUUCGCACAGCCUUCGAAGCGAGGUUCGGGCUGCGCCGGAGGGAAAUUCCGACCGCCGACUUCAUCCGGAGUUUCAGCCAGGCGCCUUUGAAGGAUUCCAGGCUCUAUGAGUUGAGAGUGCACCACGGGUCCAUCGCCAGGUCGAAAACCGCCAAGGCCCUCGAGCAGGCCGCGGAGAAGAAGGCCACCACGCGAGGGCGCCGCCGGGAGCUGACCUCCGCCGAGCAGCUACGCCAGCUCUGCGACGCCAUGCGCGGCUUGGAGAAGCGACGCUCGCGUACCGAAAGUAAGGAAGCCCGUCGCCGCGCGGAGACCCUCAGCCCCGCGGCGAGCUUCCGGGAUGACCUACUAGAAAGACAACGAGCUCAAACUGCACCCUGAGGAUCGCGUCAAAAGACGCGACCUCUGCGAAGGACACAGGACGUUGGAGGUCUUGCCCGUCUAAAGACAGGCCUCGCCCUCCUCAGACAUGCGCUGAAGACAUUUUCAACAAAUGCACCCGGCAUUGGCUCAGCACUGGGAUCUCGAGAUGUAUUUCUCCCAGAGUUCUCGGACUUU
Messenger RNA from Effrenium voratum, 718 nucleotides. The record is from the annotation of a GenBank genome assembly. NCBI's taxonomy places the organism in Eukaryota, Dinophyceae, Suessiales, Symbiodiniaceae.